AUGUCUAGUUCUGAGAGUGAUAAAGAGGUGCAAAAUACACCUCCAAAGAAAAAGAAGUACAGUGUCAGCUAUAAGCCGGAUUGGGAAAAAGAUGAUCUGUUAGAGGGAUGGUUAUCAAAAAGUAAUAAAGGUCCAGAUUUCGCUUAUUGUAAAGUGUGCUCUUGCGAUAUAAAUAUAACGAGAGGGGGUAAAAAUGAUAUUAAAAGACAUAAAGAGACAAAAAAACACGAAAGCAAUAAGCUGAAAAUUCGAGGUCAACAGAGUCUAGACCAGAUGUUUACAAAAAAAUCUACAUCGUUAGAAAAACUAGUAAAACAAUCAGAAAUUAGAAUCGCCGCAUUCAUAGUUGAACAUAAUAUUCCGAUCAAUGUGAUGGAACAUUUCCCAGAUUUAAUAAGAGCAGUAUGCCCAGAUUCUGAAGUUGCAAAAAGGAUUACCUGUGGACGUACUAAAACAACAAAAAUUAUUUCGGAGGUGUUGGGAAGAAGUGACGUUGACAUCAUGGUUGAAGCCAUGCAGACAAAUAAAUUUUCAUUAACAGCUGAUGAAAGUACUGAUAAAAGUACAAAAAAGCAUUUGGCAGUAAUUGUGAGGAUUGCUCGAAAUAAUCUGAAGGUGGAAGAUUUUUUUUUUGAAUUAUUUGAAAUUCUUGAAGGUAACGCCGAAAAAUUGCAUGAAGUAAUUACAAAAAAAAUGACAGAAUUGGGGAUUCCUUAUAAAAAAAAUAUGAUAGGGCUGGCCGCAGAUGGUGCCAACGUAAUGAUGGGAAAGAACAAUUCUCUUGCAACGAAGUUCAAACAAGACAUACCACACCUUUUCGUUAUGAAAUGUGUAUGCCAUUCUGUACAUCUUGUAGCGUCAAACGCUUGCUUAAAAUUGCCUCGAGAACCCGAAGAUCUAGCACGGGAUGUGUAUAACUAUUUGAAUGGUAGCCCAAAACGUACCGGCUUGUUGAAAGAAUUCCAAGAAUUUUUGGAAUUAAAACCACACAAAUUGCUGCAACCUUCUCAAACAAGAUGGCUCUCUUUAGAGGCAGUAGUAAAGAGGUUGCUAGAACAAUACGAAGCCUUAAAGUUGUACUUUAGGGACGCUAUUUUCAGCGACCGUAUUAAAGCUGCAGAAAACAUAUUGAGAAUGAUAGAAAAUCCAGUGAACAAGCUAUAUCUGCAAUUUAUGGCGUAUGCCUUAGGAAUAUUCAACGAACUAAACAGAACCAUGCAAUCAGAAAAUACAAAUGUACACAUAAUUUACAACAGGGUGAUGACCGUAAUCUACACAAUUUUGGGAUGUUAUGUGAAAGAAGAAUACAUUUCAAGAAAUGAUCACAAAAACAUCGACUAUAAAAAUCCCAGAAAGUACAUGGAUAUAAAAGAUUGGUAUUUAGGCGCUGAAGUAGGGGCGACAUUAUCUUCACCAACAUUAACAAUCAGUCCCGAAGAAAUAAAAAAAUUCAAGUUCCGCUGUUUAGAGUUUUACAUUGAGGCAAUUAAACAACUAUUACAGCGAUUUCCAUUUGAAGACGAUAUGGAAAUUUUGAAAAAAAUGGAAUUUAUGGAUCCAAAAAUAGUUUGUAGUGGCAAAAUACUAUCCAUCGCUGACAUAUUGGGAAGGUUCCCAAAUAUAGCACCUUCAAAUGUUAUUCAACAGAUUGACACCGAAUGGCGGCUUCUUCGGAAUACGAAGUUAAAUACUGAAGAUGAAAAUUUAGAAGUAGGAGCUUUCUGGAAAAAAAAAGAUAGCCCAGAUGCAUUUGGGUGA
Messenger RNA from Pieris napi, 1758 nucleotides. RefSeq lists its product as uncharacterized. The coding region runs from base 1 to 1758 and encodes 585 amino acids. Lineage: Eukaryota; Metazoa; Arthropoda; Insecta; Lepidoptera; Pieridae. The transcript has 3 exons. The record is from RefSeq and is a predicted model, not a curated record.